Messenger RNA from Guillardia theta CCMP2712, 963 nucleotides. RefSeq lists its product as hypothetical. Lineage: Eukaryota; Cryptophyceae; Pyrenomonadales; Geminigeraceae. The transcript is spliced from 3 exons. The coding region runs from base 1 to 963 and encodes 320 amino acids. The record is from RefSeq and is a predicted model, not a curated record.
AUGCAGGACAAGAGCAUUGGUUUGACUUCAACCGUUGUAGCCACGCCGUUCAACAUACCACCCUGGACCUACCGCACCCGGAUUCAGAACUUGAACACUAUGCUGGUAGCAAGCGGCGUCCCCAUAAGAGCAUGUCACAGUGCUGCUCAGCAUCUCCUGAAAGUCGCCAUGGCCUCCCUGACGCGUCCUCGCAGCUUGCGGCAUCGCUUGAUGACCACAGGCUCAAGCGAUACGGCUGCAGACCCUGAGAGCCCCAAAGAGCCUUCCGACCCGUUUCUCGCCCGAGCUCAGAAGAUGCUGGGGACCCAGAGCUUGGCGCCCUAUGAAGUUGCAUUCUGGAUACUACAGAAGGAUAGGAAGAAGCAGCUGGUAGAGCUUGAGCUGCACGAUCAGAAAAAGGAUUUGGCUUCUUCAAUCAAGAUUGAAAAACAGUUCCUUGAGAGACAGCUCCGAAACGAACUUGAGAAAGAAGAGAGCUACUUCAAGUAUAUACUCUCGUAUCCUACCCAAAGAUGUCUACUUCAAGACCUGUUCCAGCAAGUAGCAUGCAAUGUGAACUUGAGCGACGAGGAGAUAAGUCGUCUGUUUGACGCUUCCAACGUGUCUCGAGAGGGCUGGUAUCGGCUGGAGAAAGAAUCGCUGCCGAUGGAGAGAAUAUACAGGAUGUUGCAGUCUCAAGAUCUUCGCCGUGAGAUGUGGAGAAGGCUGGGGCUCAACGAGGAUAUGGAGCUGCCUGCUGAUUUCACUACGACUAUACAUCUCUACAAGAGCCUGCCGACUGAUAUCUUCCGUUGGCCACUGGGGAACUUCGUGUACUUGGACAAGCGCGCCAGCGAAGUGGAAAAGCGAUUCUUCAGAGAAGUGUGCAACAAGUUCAAUAGGCAUCUCGAUGUCUUCGAUAUCAAAAUAGCACCAUUGGGCGAGCUGAUCCUCGAAAGCAAGGCCCGCGCUUGCAAGACUUAG